Molecule: messenger RNA, 3657 nt
Organism: Mugil cephalus (flathead mullet)
Lineage: Eukaryota; Metazoa; Chordata; Actinopteri; Mugiliformes; Mugilidae
Gene: ano10a
Product: anoctamin 10a
Exons: 16
Coding region: 226-2265 (679 amino acids)
Biological process (GO): chloride transmembrane transport
Cellular component (GO): plasma membrane
Molecular function (GO): chloride channel activity
Source: RefSeq, a predicted model, not a curated record
GUUUAAAACAAACGCACCCAAGUACCCCUUUGAUUCGGGACUGCGGAAGUGGUUUUACUGUCAAAUAUCCAAACAUUGCUCCAAAAGCAGAGACGAGACCUUUGAUCUGCAGCAGCAGCAGGGCUCCAGCCCCCGAUCCAGGAGCGCGGCCGCUUUGUUUCCCGACGCGCAGCACAAAUCUGAAGAGCGCUCGUUUCUCCUGCAGGUGUCCUGGGAGGGGGGACGAUGCUGCAGGGGCUCUCAGCAGACGCCGGUGGCCCCAGGUUCACUCCCCUGGUGGUGGUGGAGCUCGUGUCGGACGCCAAGGAGGAAGUGAUUGCGUGGCUGCUCGGCAGGAUCCGAGACCAGCAACAGAAUGGGGGUGCUGAGCUGCUGGUGGAGCAGUUGGACCAUGGAGUCGGGGAUCAGGAGAAGGUAAACCCCAACCUGUUCGUAGUCGGGGCCUCCUGGCAGAGGCUGCUCUCUGGUGCGGAGGACGUGGGCCUCUUCAAGGAGUACAGUGACGGCUCCAUGAGGGGCUUCACCUGCGCCAACAAACACAACUUCAAAGACUUUAAAGGGGAUGGAGGCAGCUUCCUCAGUAUGGCUGAGUGUCAGUACAUCAUCAAACAUGAGCUGGACACGCUACGAGCUAAAGAUGAGACUCACGUACCGGGAUACAGUCGCGCCAAGCUUUACCCGGGCAAAUCUAUCAUUCGCAGACUGCAGUCCAAAGGGAUUCUGGUCCAGAUUUUUCCUCUACAUGAAAAGGAAGAACUAAAGAGACUUUCUUUUUCUUGGUAUAAAAAAGUGAAGUUGUCGCUUCAGCCUCUUGAUGAUAUCAGACACUACUUUGGUGAGGGUCAGGCGCUCUACUUUGGGUUUCUGGAGUACUUCACCUUUGCCCUGGUGCCUUUGGCCCUCAUCGGGGUUCCUUACUAUCUGUUUGACUGGGAGGACUACGACAAAUAUGUGGUGUUUGCUGUGUUCAACUUGAUCUGGUGCACCGUCAUCCUAGAGCUGUGGAAGCGAUUCAGCGCCACCCUAGCUUACCACUGGGGCACGCUGAGCAGAAAGAAGGCCUUCGAAGAACCUCGACCAGGAUUUCACGGCGUCCUCGGGUUCAACCCCGUGACGGGGCGCGAGGAGCCUCUCUACCCCAACGCCAAGAGGCUGCUACGUAUCUACCUUGUGUCCCUGCCCUUCGUCCUGCUCUGCCUCUACCUGUCUCUCUACGUUAUGAUGAUCUACUUCCGAAUGGAGGGCUGGGUGCUGUCCAUCCAUGACGAGGACCCCACCUUCUGGACAGGAGUUUUGUUGUUCAUCCCCAGUAUUAUCUAUGCUGUGGUCAUAGAGAUCAUGAACCUCAUCUACAGAUAUGCUGCAGAGUAUCUCACCGAGUGGGAGAAUCACAGACUUGAGUCUUCAUAUCAGAAUCACCUGGUCCUCAAAGUAUUAGUAUUCAACUUCGUCAACUGUUUCGCCUCGUUGUUCUACAUCGCCUUCGUCAUGCAGGACAUGGCACUGCUCAGACAGAGUCUGGCCACCUUAUUGAUCACCAGCCAGAUCUUGAAUCAGUUCAUGGAGGCCUUCCUGCCCUACUGGCUCCAGAGGAGACGCAACAAAAAGAUGAUCCGCAAAGCCCAGAAGAGAAGAACUCUGCAGGACAAAGAGCUUCCCCUGGUAGAGCAGGUCCGGCUGGAGGCCGACAUGAGCACGUAUUUGGGAACAUUUGACGACUACCUUGAGCUGUUCCUGCUGUUUGGUUACGUCAGCCUGUUCUCCUGCGUCUACCCUCUGGCCGCUGUCCUCGUGGUGCUGAACAACAUCACUGAGGUUUACUCCGACGCCUUCAAGAUGUGUCACGUGUUCAAACGGCCCUUCUCCGAUCCGGCUGCAAACAUAGGAGUGUGGCAGCUUGCUUUCGAAGCCAUGAGCGUGAUCGCUGUCGUGACCAACUGCACGCUGAUCGGCAUGUCUCCACAAGUCAAAGCCUACUUCCCUGACUCGGACACGCAGCUCAUACUGUGGACGGUGGCUAUCGAGCAUGGACUGCUGGCCUUCAAGUUCAUCCUGACCUUCCUCAUCCCCGACGUCCCCAAACACAUUCAGACCAAACUGUCCCGCCUGGAGUUUGAGUCCCUGGAGGCCCUGAAGAAAAAGAGACCUCUCCACGGAGGAAAAUGCUGGAAGCCCCGGAGCUCACCAAGACUGUCCUGUGAGGAGGAGGAGGACGAGGAGGAGGAGAAGAGGAGGAGGAGCAGGAGGAGGAGCCACAGAUUCUGAUCAGGAUCAUCACUGACCGACAUCUCACGUACAUGCGUGUACCAAGUCACAAAAGACGUGUUUUUUUUUUUAUUAUUAUUAUAUUUUUUUGAGUGUGUGUGUGUGUUUUUGCACUGUUGAUCUGCAACAGCUUCACUUUAUCUGUGGAGGGGGGGCGGAGUUUACAGUAACGCUGCGGUUCCAGGAGUGGAUCAGGAGGAGGUGGUGCACCAGAUAUAUUAGGAAUGAGAUGUACUGUAGGGGUGUCGGGGCGGUGUGUGGGUCAGGUGUUUAAAUCACGCUGUAAAAACGAUAAAUAUACUGUAGAAAAUGCUGAUUUUAUAUUAGACGGUUGGUGAAAGGAGUUUGGGUCAAUCAGGUGUGGGGCGGUGGAAAUGUUUAAAGUUUGUUUACCUCCUUCAGGUGUAACCACUGAUUACUGAGCUGUGCACGGCAGACGCACCAAUAACCUCCAGAGUUGACUGUCUCUCAGUAUUAAAGCUGCUUAACGCUACUUUUUUAAAGCCCUAAUAGCUGAAUGUACAAACAUAUAAAUCACGGUUUUGUCACUUACUUUGAAAACUGUAAAAUGAAACGGUUGGAAAUAAUUAUCACUGUGACUACAGGUGAGCCUCUCACAUCAUGUAUGACCUGAAUAAGAAAGAGAAAAAAACAAACCAAGCUAUUUAUUCUCAAGUUCAAAACCUCCUUCCUUUUAUCUGUGGACACACUGAGCGUCCUGUAAGUGUUUCACAUUUAAGUAGCAGUUGGCAAAACUCGAUCCGCAUUUACUUUCCGCGUGAGCCGAUCUUUCCACUGUUACUGACCGUGUGGAAAAAUCAGCCUCUGAAGCCUCGGAAGAUAAACAGAAAGUUCGCCGAGUCUUCUGUGGAGAAUUUAAUUUGCUUUUUACGUGACGACAGGUGCAUGUGUCUUAUUCAACAUCGGCCUUAGUGAGGAAAAGCAUCAUUUAGAACUGAAACAUUAGGGAUUAGUUAAGUCUGACUGAUUUAUGAGCUGAGCACGGACGAAAAAAAAAAAGUUUGCAUGAACAAACAGUUGCAGAAGCACAGUCAGUGUUUGCUCACAUCCAAAAAAAAAAGAAAAAAAAAGGAAAACAUUUUACGCAGUUGCUGCAGAGUUAGUUGUAUGAAGUAUUAUGUGUCAUUUCGGCCUUUGCUUCCACAGCAAGAGAUCAAACCAAGUGUUGGUUUUAACUGUGAUGCGAUCGUUAUCAGUUUGUAGAAGACUUGAAGCUUUAAACCAAUGCACUCUUUUAAAAAAACCCCUGUGCCUUCAAAUCCAAGUAUUUGUUUUUUAUACGCUCUACACACAGUCCUCUGGAGUCUAUGUCACAGGAUGUAUUGAAACUGUAACAGUAUAUUAAAUAAACUUCCAAGUUAUGAGAUGAAA